GUAAAUAAAAGAAAUACUCAAGAAAAAUAUAAAUAUGAGCUUAACUAUAAUCUAAGAAAAGCAUAGUCUCUCUCUCUCUCUCUCUCAUAAUACAUAGAGGAGAAUAAAAAAAUGAUGUGUUUCCAAAACUUCAAAGUUCGUAAAUUCUUUACGUCGAGGAACUCCGGUAAAGUAUCUCCAGACACCGUCUCAAAAUCAGCGGAGAACAGAUUGUGGAAAGAAUUUCAAGAAAAAGAUGACGUUCUGAAGAUCCAUGUGAGAUCGUGGUUACCUUCGCCGGAAAAUAUUUUCCGGUGGGAAGCCACCGUUAACGGCCCGGUGGGUUGCCCUUACGAAAAAGGAGUCUUCACCGUCUCUGUUCACAUCCCACCCAAAUAUCCUUAUGAACCACCCAAAAUCACAUUCAAGACUAAGAUUUUUCAUCCUAAUAUAAGCGAAAUUGGAGAAAUCUUUGUUGAUAUAUUGGGAUCACGAUGGUCAUCAGCCUUGACCAUUAACUUGGUGUUGCUCUCUAUAUGUUCGAUUUUAUCGAACCCGGUUGAACCGUUAUUGGUUAGCAAUCAUGCCGCGAGACUGUACCAGAAAGACCGGAAAGCUUACGAGAAAGUUGCGCGAGAAUGGACUUUGAAGUAUGCAAAGGGAUGAUUAGUUGUUCUCAAGUUUUUUUGAUGUCUAUUGCGAUUAAACUAUAUGACUUCUGUUUUGUUUCGUCAGUUUAGUGUCGUGUAAGGUCGUUUACUACCGAGAGAUUGAAUACAAUAGUUGUCUUUGUAUUCAAGACGUCAGCAGCUGCUAAACCUUGUUAAAAAUUG
Molecule: messenger RNA, 812 nt
Organism: Arabidopsis thaliana (thale cress)
Lineage: Eukaryota; Viridiplantae; Streptophyta; Magnoliopsida; Brassicales; Brassicaceae
Product: Ubiquitin-conjugating enzyme family protein
Exons: 2
Coding region: 112-645 (177 amino acids)
Molecular function (GO): ubiquitin conjugating enzyme activity
Source: RefSeq, marked reviewed